GAGAACCAUUUCAGGAAUUCCAGAUAAUGUUGGGAUUUUGUUGAGAUGUAGUUUGAGGUUUAAGUUUAUCCCACUACCCUUAUUCCAUUGAAACAAAUGGCUUAUUUUCACUAUAGAUGUGGAGAAAGAAUAACUCUCAUAAACGAAAAUACUACUGCUAUCAGAAAUGAAACAGAUUUUGAUCAUGGGAUGGUGAUAUCGGCAGAACCACUGGCAAAUGAUGUUCUAUUUGAAAUAAAAAUUGACAAAAAAGUGCAUUCUUGGUCUGGAAGUUUGGAAAUAGGAGUAGUAGAUUGUGACCCUUUACAUUUUGAUUUCCCACCUUCUGCUUCCAAAAUCCUAACAGGAUCAUGGAUUAUGUCUGGCACAUCAGUUUUCAAAAAUGGUGUAUGCCUGGUAGAAGAUUAUGGUAUAGACUUAGAUAAAUUGAACCAGGAUGACCGAAUUGGGCUGAUGAGGACAUCAGAGGGUGACCUGAUAUUUUACAUCAAUGGUGAAUCUCAAGGGGUGGGGGCUGAAGAUUUACCCAGCAUAGCUUAUGCUGUUGUUGAUUUGUAUGGUAAAUGUGUCCAAGUCAGCAUCACCAGCCCUGCUUAUCGAGAAUACAAUAAUGAUGAUUGUCUCAGUGGAAGCUCAGUUCUUGCUAUUGAUAAUGAUAUUCUCAAUGUGACUUUAGGAGGAGAUCUCAGUGAACUGAGCAUGAGUAGCAGUAACAGCUUGGAUAUGAGAAUGGACAUGAAUGCAAGUUUGAGUCUCCCAGAUGAAUCAUGCAGAACAGAUAGAUUGAGAUUCCAUUACCGUUGUGGGUCUCUAGUGAAAUUGUCCAAUGGUAAUAGAAGUGCUGAAAGGAGACGACCAUUAGAUGAAUUCAACAAUGGGGUGGUCAUGACACACAGACCUCUAGCAGAUUCAGAAUUAUUUGAAAUUCGAAUAGACAGAUUGGUAGAUAAAUGGAGUGGAAGCAUUGAGAUGGGUAUAACUACUCAUAACCCAAACACACUUGUUUUUCCUGCUACUAUGACAAAUAUGCGCAGUGGUACUAUUAUGAUGUCUGGCUGUGGGAUUCUCACCAAUGGUAAAGGCACUAGGCGGGAGUAUGGGGAUUUCAAUCUGGAUGAGCUGACAGAAGGGGAUAGGGUUGGCAUGAUGAGAAAACCAGAUGGGAAUUUGCACUAUUUUAUCAAUGGGUUGGAUCAAGGUGUUGCAGCUCAAAGAGUACCAACUACUGUAUGGGGAGUCAUAGAUUUGUAUGGCAUGACUAUCAAGGUAUCGAUAGUAGAAAGAGAUGAACGAGAAGAGCAGAACUUGAUGACCAGAAAAAACACCAGAGACCAGCAGAUGCUUCUGCCGGAACCUCAACCAUUGCCGGACUACUACGAUCGCCUCACUUUCCACCCUAACUGUGGCACCCAUGCGGAAGUAAUCAACAAUGCCCGGACUGCCCACAGGCCCAACGCUGCUGACGAUUUCAAUAACGGGGUCGUUUUGACGGCGCGUGCUUUGAAAAUCGGAGAACUCUUCGAGGUCAGAUUGGACCGGGUGGUGACAAAAUGGGCGGGUUCCAUCGAAAUCGGGGUGACCACCCACAGCCCCGUGGACCUCGAAUUCCCCUUCACCAUGACCAACGUGCGAUCGGGCACGUGGAUGAUGACUGGCAGCGGAAUUAUGCACAACGGGACGAUCGUUCUCGAUCAGUACGGGGUGAAUCUGGACAGGCUGCAGGUGGGCGAUAGGGUGGGGGUGUUGAGAAAGGAGAAUGGUACUCUGCACUUUUUCGUCAAUGGGGUCGAUCAGGGUAGCGCGGCUACGAAUGUGCCAGAGAAAAUAUACGGAGUGAUCGAUCUUUAUGGUCAAGCAGUUGAAGCUACUAUCAUUGACAUGUAUGAUCAUGGGUCACCAGAUACAGUUAAUUCGAGUCUAUCAAAUGCGACUCUUUAUAGUGAUCUCCGAUUCCAUCACGUUCACGGAAAAAACGCCAGAAUAGUCAACAACGGUUUGACAGCUCUAAGACCGAGACCGUUAGCGGAAUUCAAUGAUUCCAUAGUGUUUUCUAGUCGACCACUACGAGAUGGAGAACUUUUCGAAAUUUGUCUGGAUAGCAUUGUGGAUAGAUGGUCUGGCAGCAUAGAACUAGGCGUGACGGCAGUGCGACCGGACGAGAUCGACCUGCCGAGCACCGCCACUGACCUCUGCCGAGACACGUGGAUGCUGAGCGGCUCCUCAGUGAUGAUCAACGGCAAAACCGUCAAGAACAACUACGCCUGUGACCUCGACUCUCUCGCGUCGGGCGUCAAAUUGGGCGUGAUGCGAUCUAGUGACAAGUCGUUGGAGUUCUACAAGGACGGCGUUGGUCAGGGGGUGGCUUGUGUGGUGCCGCAUGCUAGGGUGUACGCAGUUGUGGAUUUGUAUGGGCAGUGCGCUCAGGUCAGCAUUCCGUGCGCCUCCCCAGUGGCAGGACUGGCUUCUGCAGGAAUAGAAACGUCACACCGAUCUGACACAUCAGCCUCUCUCCAAGCGACCAGUAUAGCUCAACCUCCGAUUGAAUCUGAUCUUCACCGAUUCUCCGAAUACCAUUCUAAAGGCGUCACUCUGGACGAAGGCGGCCGCCUGGCCACCAGAUCGAAGGACGCUUCCAGUUGCGUGCUGUUCAGCGCCACUCCGCUAGCGCCCGAUGAAAUGUUCGAGGUGGAAGUGGCUCGUAUGUGGCGCCAUCUGGCGGGCACGCUCGCCGUCGGGGUGACGGAGGUGGCGCCCUCUGCCGGCACUGCCGACGCUAUGCCCGGUCGGUGCACGUAUCUGAGCGGGAACGAGCUGAGGCACAACGAUAAGAUACUCAAGUUCUUCACACCGAAUCUCAGCUGGUUGAGUUGCGAAGACAGAAUCGGCCUGCUCAGAACCCAAGACGGCAGCAUAAAAGUCUUCAUAAAUGGAGAAGAACUGUCCGUCAAUUUUCCCGCUCUGCCUGACGUCGUUUAUGCAGUGUUCGAUAUGAAGGGGUCAUGCGGUGAAAUCGCUGUCACAAGUCACAAGGCCAAUAUUUCUCCGCUGAACAGUAUAAGAUUACAGGAUAGCUUAGAGCUAGUUCUAGACCAAGAACAAGCCCCGGACCUCGUGGAAAGCAAAGACAACCCCCUGGAACCCCCGAAACCAGUACCAGCCCCAUCAGGGGCCUACGAAUUCCACGACAACCACGGCAGGAACAUCGAGCUGCUCGCCAACAAAACCGCAGCUAGACGGGUGGCUUCGUACAAUCAGGGGGUGACGAUCGCUCAGCCCCCCCUAGAGGCUGGCUCCCAAGUGGAAGUCGCCAUCGAAGAGCUGGAGUCUCGUUGGAAGUCCUCGUUGAUAGUGGGGCUGAUUGCCGGUGCUCCGGAGCGGUUGAGUUUGCCGGUGAACGCGCUGGCUUUGAAAGCGCCUAGUUGCGUUGUCGCCAGCGAUUGGAUCUCUAUAAAUGGUGUCAAGACUAGUUCGAAUUAUGGUCAAAGGUUGGAUUCUCUGGUGGUGGGAGAUACUGUCGGCAUAGCUUUGACGGAGGCAAAAUGUUUCCAACUAUGUUUGAAUGGAGAGGAAGAAGAACCUCUGCAUUGGGGGUUCCAACCAGAACAGCCUGUUUUCGCCGUUUUUGACCUUUACGGUCAAUGUCAACAGAUUCGUAUCGUGAACAGAGCUCUGUCGAAAGAAGAAGAAGUCACAAAAACCAUCACUGAUUGUGAGAAAGCAGAUCUAGAGUCGUGCGAAAAAGAGAGAUCAGAAAAGAAACUUACUUUACCCAUUGCUUCAACAAGCACCAGUCUCACAGCUUCUACACAUGCUAGAAACUCGUCUAGUUGCAGUACACCGAUAAAGGCAUGUGCAUUGAAAGAGGAAUGUCGAGAAUUCAAGAGGAAAUUAUUGUUACCUGAUCACUAUUUCACCACCGAUGAACCAAUAUGUUACUGUCAGAAUUGUUAUAAAGUCAAAAGUGGAGAUACUGAGAAAGAAAAUUGUCCAACAGGUUGGGUGAAAUUUCCUCUAGCAAACUCUGAAAAUAUUACUACUGAUCGUUGGCAAACAGCCUUCUAUUUUUCAAAACUGGGUGCGGUCAGAUGCAUUUUGGACAAAGGACAACCUUUGACCAAGGGACAAGCUGAGUGGUGCAAUAUCACAGCUCAAAAAACAGACGAUGUUCAAGUGGUGUUCUACCCGACUGUGCAUUGUCCGACGACCAAUGCCUUCAGAACGGAAGAGAACCGACAAGUGUUCGCGGCAUUCCAGCUGUACGUCAAGCCGGGGGCUUACUCGGUGUCCAGGGAGGCCGAUGUCCUCGAAUGGAGUACCAAAGAAACAGGGGCACUGGCGUUGAGUGCUCUCUUGCUGAAAAUCGUCUAGGGCUGUACCGGAUGAGGUGUGGUAGGCUCUCUUGCUCAUGAUGUAGUUUGUGGCGAGAAAUAUAUCGUGAAUCACAUUCCAAUGUUUUGAGAGGAGAUCUUAACUGUUGAACGGUUUUUGAUUGAUUCUUAGGAGUUCGGAAUUUUCGAUGUAUUAGUGCAAUAUAUUUUGGAAGUUUACUAGUCAAUAAAUAAUAUCAGUGUGGUUUUACACAUACAUAGAUACAGACUUCGAGUUCAUCUCUAUAUUGAAAAAGUAAUUGAAUUAUCAGUGGAUGUAACAUUUGAUGAUAAAUGUUUGUGAAUUGAAUAUCAAAUCUUUUGUUCCACUGAAAUAGCCGUGGAUAGUCCCUAUUUUUUAUACUCAUUGUUUUAUCUGU
Phaedon cochleariae (mustard beetle) is the source of this 4747-nucleotide messenger RNA. NCBI's taxonomy places the organism in Eukaryota, Metazoa, Arthropoda, Insecta, Coleoptera, Chrysomelidae. The record is from the annotation of a GenBank genome assembly.